AUGUGCAAGGAGGAUGCGUGCAAGGAGGAUGCGUGCAAGGAGGAUAUGUGCAAGGAGGAUGUGCGCAAGGAGGAUGCAAGGAAGAGACAUGCAAGGAGGAUGUAUGCAAGGAGGAUGCAAGGAAGAGUCAUGCAAGGAGGAUGCAUGCAAGGAGGAUGCGUGCAAGGAGGAUGCGUGCAAGGAGAAUGCAAGGAAGAGUCAUGCAAGGAGGAUGUGUGCAAGGAGGAUAUGUGCAAGGAGGAUGUGUGCAAGGAGGAUGUGAGCAAGGAUGAUGCAUGCAAGGAGGAUGCGUGCAAGGAGGAUGUGUGCAAGGAGGAUGCAUGCAAGGAGGAUGUGCGCAAGGAGGAUGCAAGGAUGAUGCAUGCAAGGAGGAUGCGUGCAAGGAGGAUGUGUGCAAGGAGGAUGCAUGCAAGGAGGAUGUGCGCAAGGAGGAUGCAAGGAAGAUGCAUGCAAGGAGGAUGCGUGCAGGGAGGAUGCAAGGAAGGUGCAUGCAAGGAGGAUGCGUGCAAGGAGGAUGUGUGCACGGAGGAUCAAGGAAGAUACGUGCAAGGAGGAUGCAAGGAAGUGUCAUGCAAGGAGGAUGCAUGCAAGGAGGAUGUAUGCAAGGAGGAUGUGAGCAAGGAUGAUGCAAGGAAGAGUCAUGCAAGGAGGAUGCGUGCAAGGGAGGACAAACUUAAAGGAGAACGCACAUAA
Tinamus guttatus (white-throated tinamou) is the source of this 693-nucleotide messenger RNA. NCBI's taxonomy places the organism in Eukaryota, Metazoa, Chordata, Aves, Tinamiformes, Tinamidae. The record is from RefSeq and is a predicted model, not a curated record.